AUGUUGCUCAGCCCUACCGUGCUCCUGGUUGGUGCAGCAUGUGUAGCCUUCCUGGUCGUGCGGUACCUAACACAGUUACACCAUCACCGUAAAUUAUCCAAAUCCCUGCACUGCGAACCAUGUGCUCGUGGACCAAGAGGAUUCCUGGGAAUCCCUGCAUUCCUUACACUUGCAAAGGCUGUUCAUGAAAAGCGCUGGAUCGACUAUUUGUGCGAUCAAUAUGGAAUCUAUGGAAAUACAUUCAAUCAGUUUAUGUUCGGUCGGGAACUCAUGGCCACCAUUGAGCCUGAGAAUGUAAAGGCAAUCCUUGCGACUCAGUUCAAGGAUUUCUCAUUGGGAACACGACACGAACAAUUUUAUCCAUUACUCGGCGAUGGAAUUUUCACAUUAGAUGGUGCGGGGUGGUCGCAUGCUAGAGGUCUAUUGCGACCGCAAUUUACUAGGGACCAGGUCGCCGAUUUGGCUCUGCUAGAUGAUCAUAUUAACCAUUUGCUCGAUCUCAUCCCCCGGGAUAGAAGUGCUUUCGACAUUCAGCGACUUUUCUUCCUCCUAACCCUCGACUCAGCGACGCAUUUCCUCUUCGGCGAGUCAGUAGGAUGCAUGCUCCCCGAAUCUGAGACUACAGGUGUUCUGGCCAAGUCUGCUGUCAAGAAUGCCCAGGGUUUCGCCGACGCCUUCACUGUUGCCCAGGACUGGCUGGCCGCUCGCUCCAGAGCUCAAGGCCUAUAUUGGACAGUCAAUCCUAAGGAGUUCCAGGAAGCGAACCGUCGCGUGCAUGAGGUUGUCGAUCAUUAUGUCAAUGUUGCGCUGGAGAAGAAGAGAAAUCCCGAUGAGAAGAAUGCAAGCGAUCGUUACAUUUUCCUCGAUGCUUUGGCGGCUGACACCGAUGAUCCGAAGAUGCUUCGUGAUAACAUGUUGAACAUUCUUCUCGCCGGUCGGGAUACUACUGCCAGCUUGUUAAGUUCAGUUUUCUUCUAUCUUGCACGUAAUAAGCAGGCGUGGAAUCGCCUGCGUCGCGAAAUUGUUGAGACAUUCGGUGACAGCAAGCAUCCACACACUGAGAUCACACAAACCAAGCUGAAGGAUAUUCCCUACCUGCGAUACGUGCUCAACGAGACUCUGCGUCUUCAACCACCUGUCCCUGUGAACUUCCGCGUCGCAACAAAGGACACCUCUCUCCCUGUUGGAGGUGGACCCGACAAGCGAUCGCCCGUUUACAUCAAGAAGGGUACACUGUGUGCUUACAACGUCUACUCAAUGCACCGCCGGACCGAUUUCUGGGGUAAAGAUUCUCGCUCAUUCCGUCCGGAGCGAUGGGAAGAGAAUCCCAAGCACGGCUGGGAAUAUCUGCCUUUCAAUGGUGGUCCUCGGAUCUGUCUCGGACAACAAUAUGCUCUCACUGAGGCCAGUUAUACUGUUGUUCGACUCAUGCAGAAUUUCGAUACACUCGACAACGCUGAUCCGCACCCUCGACAGGAACCCAUCAAGCUGUCUAAUUUGACUAUGAUGCAUGAUGUUGGUGUGCCGGUGAAACUAUAUUCUUCUGACACGAUCUAG
Messenger RNA from Penicillium angulare, 1557 nucleotides. Its product is annotated as cytochrome P450. The record is from RefSeq and is a predicted model, not a curated record. The transcript has 4 exons. Gene Ontology annotation, molecular function: iron ion binding; heme binding; oxidoreductase activity, acting on paired donors, with incorporation or reduction of molecular oxygen, reduced flavin or flavoprotein as one donor, and incorporation of one atom of oxygen. The coding region runs from base 1 to 1557 and encodes 518 amino acids. NCBI's taxonomy places the organism in Eukaryota, Fungi, Ascomycota, Eurotiomycetes, Eurotiales, Aspergillaceae.